CGCGGCUACAGGAAGUGCGUGGCCGCCCGGGGCCAUGGCGGCGCUUGCCGUCGUCUUCCUGCUGCUCUGGGCGGCUUCCUGGCCGUCGGCCUCGGCCUCCGGCGACGAGUUCUGGCCUGGCCAGUCGGCAGCCGACAUCCUGUCGGGGGCGGCGUCCCGCAGACGGUACCUUCUGUACGAUGUCAAUCCCCCCGAGGGCUUCAACCUUCGUAGAGAUGUCUACAUCCGCAUCGCCUCCCUCCUGAAGACUCUGCUGAAGACGGAGGAGUGGGUGCUGGUGCUGCCCCCCUGGGGCCGCCUCUACCACUGGCAGAGCCCCGACAUUCACCAGGUCCGGAUUCCCUGGUCCGACUUCUUUGACCUUCCAAGUCUCAACAGAAACAUCCCCGUCAUUGAGUAUGAGCAGUUCAUCGCAGAGUCUGGCGGGCCCUUCAUCGACCAGGUCUAUGUCCUGCAAGGGUAUGCGGAAGGCUGGAAGGAGGGGGCCUGGGAGGAGAAGAUUGACAGCCGGCCCUGCAUCGAGCCGCCACUGUACUCUCAGGACAAGCACGAGUAUUACAGAGGAUGGUUUUGGGGUUACGAAGAGACGAGGGGUUUAAACGUUUCCUGUCUGUCUGUCCAGGGAUCGGCCUCCAUCAUCGCGCCUGUGCUAUUGAGAAAUACGUCUGCACGGUCUGUGAUGUUGGACCGAGCUGAGAACCUCCUCCACGACCACUACGGUGGGAAGGAGUACUGGGACACCCGGCGCAGCAUGGUGUUCGCCAGGCACCUGCGGGCGGUGGGGGAUGAGUUCAGGAGCAGGUACCUCAACUCCACGGACGUGGCUGAUGGAAUCCCCUUCGAGGAGGACUGGACCCGGAUGAAGAGCUGGAGGAGUUGCGGAGGCUGCUUCCUGAGAUGGUGCGGUUCGAGCCCACGUGGGAGGAACUGGAGCUCUACAAGGACGGGGGCGUGGCCAUCGUGGACCAGUGGAUCUGCGCGCACGCCCGGUUUUUUAUUGGCACAUCGGUCUCCACGUUCUCCUUUCGAAUUCACGAGGAGAGGGAGAUCCUGGGCUUGGACCCCAAGACAACAUACAACCGGUUCUGCGGGGAUGAGGAGAAGGCGUGUGAGCAGCCCACUCACUGGAGGAUUGCGUACUGAGCCCCCGCGGCUGCCCGAGGACACGUGUCCCCUCCCGGAUCUCAGGCUGGGGACCCCGCAGAGCUGCACUGUGUGCAUCCUCGGCCAGGGUGUCUUUGUGAGCCGGUGCCUCUGCGUCCCCAGGACUUGGGUUGCUUUCACUUGGGAUCCAUCCGGAGGCAGGCGUCUGCAGGCAGCAAGGCCCCCAGUGAUGCCGCGGAGGUUCCGGCUUACCCUUACUGACCUUGGCCUGCGGGGUUUCCAGCAGUGUUGGCAGGCCUGGUACCUGGGCUGCUCCAGCCCUGGGCCAGUGGACGCGAUGCUGACCCUGCCUGUGCCCCAGAGCAGUGCCCUUGGCCCUGCGCUCCUCCCCACAGAACCCUGUGCCAGCUGGACGGCAGGCGGACCUCACCUCACCAGGGCUGGGCUGAGGCUUGUGGGGCUGUGAUCCCCACCCCUCACCUCCGCCUGAAUCAGAGCACCAGAACAGUGUUCAGGACGGCUGGUGCUCUGUGCUUGUGUUGGGGGGCGGGGGAAGCCCUUCCGUGGUUGUCUGCAGGGUCCUUCCAGCCAGUGUGGUCCAAUGGCCACAGCAACAUGCUGAACAGCCGGAUGCUCGUCCUUGAAGCCUCUGUGCCCCCGCCCCCCUGCCUUGAGGGCAAAGAGAGCAGGCUAGAGGAGCAGGGUCACUCCAGCCCCAGACCAGGUGCCCAACUUCCCCAACACGUGGGGUGACUGCUGAUGUGGGUGUGGGGAGCCAUGUGGAGUUUGGGGGUGGGGUAUCCAGAGCCCUGACCUUCCUGCGUCUCCUUCAGGGUCCUAGGUGAGUCCUAGGUCCUAGGUCACUCUCGGUCGUGCAGGGUGAAGUGACAAGAUAUUUAUUCUUUCUCCAUUUGUAUAUCAAAUGUUAAUAAAAUACAUUUUCUAAAAGC
Dama dama (fallow deer) is the source of this 2054-nucleotide messenger RNA. It is a transcript of the gene POFUT2, whose product is annotated as protein O-fucosyltransferase 2. The transcript has 8 exons. Gene Ontology annotation, biological process: protein O-linked glycosylation via fucose. Bases 35 to 1570 code for a protein of 511 amino acids. Gene Ontology annotation, molecular function: peptide-O-fucosyltransferase activity. The record is from RefSeq and is a predicted model, not a curated record. Lineage: Eukaryota; Metazoa; Chordata; Mammalia; Artiodactyla; Cervidae.